This is a messenger RNA of Nezara viridula (southern green stink bug), 3863 nucleotides long. NCBI's taxonomy places the organism in Eukaryota, Metazoa, Arthropoda, Insecta, Hemiptera, Pentatomidae. The record is from the annotation of a GenBank genome assembly.
CCUUACACUGCUCAGCCCGCUCUUCGUGGCUGUAUUGAAGUUGUUACUCUAAGUUCUUUGACGUUUUUCUGUUGUCUAGUGACUUCAGUCUUAUGUUUUCUUGUGUUGAAGUUUAUUCAAAUUUUCAAAGCAUUAUAAAGUUGUUGUUAGUUGGUUUUGGGUUUUAGUGGUUUACAAGCAAAAGGGUGUUUGUUUAUUAUCGGUGACUGCUUAAACAUGACAGUUGAUUUUCGUGAUUAUUUCUGGGGAGAAAAAAAUAAUGGUUUUGAUGUACUAUAUCAUAAUAUGAAAUAUGGAUUAGUUGCAAGCAAGGAACUAGUUGACUUCCUGCGUGAAAGAUCCAAUAUUGAAGAGAAUAACUGGAAACUUGUUUGUAAGCUAGCAAAACAGGCUAGUGGAAGUUCUAGUCAAGGAACUUUUGCUCCUCUUUGGACUCUCCUUCGUAAUACAGCUGAAAGAAUUGCCUCUUUGCACUUGCAAAUGGUUCAUAAAGUUGGCGAUCUAGUGAAAGAUGUUUCAAAAUAUGCAGAUGAACUUCAUAAGAAACACAAAACCGUUAAAGAAGAAGAAGGAGGUACUUUAGAAGUUGUUCAGGCUAUACAAUCUACCUCAUUAACGCUUCAAAAAGCUAGAGAUUCAUUUACUCAGAAGGGAUUAGAACUUGACAAACUGAAAAAGGAAAGUGCCUCUCCUAGAGAACUUGAAAAGGCAGAACAAAAGUUAAAAAAAGCUCAAGAAGAAUACAAAGUAUUGGUAGAAAAGUAUGGAGCUGUCAAAGAAGAUUUUGAAAGGAAAAUGUCACUAGCAUGCAAACAUUUUCAAGAAGUGGAAGAAGUUCAUUUAAAACAAAUGAAAGAAUUUUUAACCACUUAUGCUGAAUUAGUUGAAAAUAAUCAUGAUUUAAUGGGCCAGGUACAUAUGGACUUUAAAAGACAAUGCAUUGAAAUGACUGUAGAUAAAUUGCUAGAACAAUUUGUUUUGGACAAAUACACAGGACUUGAGAAACCAGGUGCUAUCGAUUUGGAUGGAGUCAUAGAAGGUCUUAGUAUUAAUGAUAUAGUGAAAAAUGCUUCAACAUCAUCAAGUGUGACUGCUACAGCGCAGCCUACAACAUUGAAACGGGAAGGUAAUUCUGGUAUUUGGGACAAGUCUAAGCAGUCCCGCCGAGCAACCUCUCUCCUAAAUAUCUUCUUGCCUAACUCCUAUGGAAAGGACCAUUCAGUUGCAAUGGCCACAUCAGCACCAACGAGUCCUAUACCUCCUGAUACGUCUACUAUGUCUCGACAACCCCUCAGAGGAUCAAAAUGGUUCCUAAGAAGUCGUCGUGAAAAAAAGAAAGAAAAGAAAGGGAAAAAGAAAAAAGAUGUGCCUCCUGAUAACACUAGUAAUAAGGAAGAAAAAUCAGAUGUAGAGGAGAAAGAAGAAAUUCAAAAGUCCAAAACUCCUACUCCUGAAGUUGAUGAAGAAGGGUAUUGUGUUAGACCAAAACUUGAACCAUGGGAAAUAGAUACAGGGGGCAGUUUCUAUUCAAGUUCUGACACUGAUUCAGAUGAAGAUAGGGAAAAGAAAAUAAGGGUUGAAAUCAAGCCUAUAAGUAAUGGAGCUGGUCCUAUGAGUGCUAGCGUUGACGAACUUCGUGCAACAGUAGAAAAUUUUUCUUUAUCUCCAUUGGGUGUCAAUAUGGCUAAACGAGGAACUGGUAGCCUAAAUAAUCAAAUGAAAAGAUCUCAGUCUGUAUCUCAACAGAUUGGAGGGAAAACAGCAUCGGACUUAACUAACAUGAACUUAGUUCAAAGUCCGACUGGUUCCAGUGCUUCAACCCCUACUGGUAAUCAUCCUUAUGCUCCUCUUCAAAGUCCAACACCUCCAGCAUCAAAUAGAUAUUCAGAAAUUGGAGAUCUUUUUAGUGAAGUCGGGGAUAUACAAGGUCCUCCAUCUAGAACAAAUCAAAGUUCCACUCCUACCUCUGCUUCAGGGAUAAUUAUUCCAAGGCCACCUUCCAGGAGAAGUGAAGGUGGUGUAAGAAGUCCAUUACCUGGAAAUUUAACACAUGGUGAUAGUUUAGAAUUCAGAGCUUCUGGUAUUCCUUUAGGAUCUUCUAGAGGGCCAUCCCCUCUUACUAUCGGCCUUGCUGAUACCAUUCCUCUUGCCGUUGCAUUCCAUGAAAUUAUCCAUUCUUAUUUUAGAGGAACUGAUGAAGAUAAGUGUCAAGUUAAACUUUGUGGUGAUAUGAUGGUGUCUUUUCCUGCUGGUAUUGUUAGUAUUUUAACCAGCAACCCUAAUCCAGCCCAAUUGUCUUUUAAGGUUUACAAUUCAUCUAACAUUGAAAACAUUUUACCAAAUAAGCAGCUUAUUAAUAUUGAUACUGUGCAAACAAUAAGGGAAGGAAGUAUAUAUGAAUUCAAUAUGAGUGCCUUAACUGCUUUAUUGCGUCGUCAGUCUGAACAAAACCCAAAUGCUUCAUAUUUUAAUGUAGAUAUAUUAAAAUAUCAGAUUAAACCUAAAGUGGGUGCUGAAUCUUGUCCAUUACAACUUGUUGCAUACUGGAAACGAGAAGUUAACCAAACUAACUUGAAAAUAGACUACAAAUACAAUUCUCAUGCAAUGUCUUCACCAUCACCUUUACUUAAUUUAACUAUUGCUGUGCCUGUUGAUGGUGGUGUUACUAAUAUGCAAACCAAACCUGCAGCUCAUUGGGUGCAAGAAACUCAGCGAGCUAUAUGGAAGUUUACUGAACUGUCCUUACAUUGUGACAAACAUGGUGUUGGGUCUUUGCGUGGGCGUUUUGAAGUUUCAAAUGGUCCUAGCUCAUUGGCAACUAUUGCUGCUCAAUUUAAUUGUGAAGGAGCAACAUUAUCAGGAAUAGAAUUCCAAUUAAUUGGUCAUGGUUACCGUUUAUCACUUGUGAAGAAGAGAUUUGUGUCAGGAAAGUAUAUCUGUGAUGGAGGAGACGCCGAUUCCAAAUUUCGAUAUGCCUCAACAGCUACGGUGGAAAGCUAACAUAAGUUAACAAAUUAUAACUAUUAAUAGAACUGAACGGUAUUAUUUUAAAUUUUGUAAUUAUGAGAUUAUUUAAUAUAUAAAACAAUUUAAUAAGAAUUUUGUUUUUAUUUAGAGCUCUUUAAUCCUAUAAAGGAAUCAAAAUAUAAGUUAGGGCUGUGUUAAAGGAAUCCUGUUAUUCCAUAAAAAUAGAUCAAUUCCAGUUAUAAUAUUCAUGUUUUUAAAGAAUGCCUUAUGUAAUAUUGAUGCUAUUGUUUAUUUCAGAGAGUUCUUGAUGUAUUGAACAUUAUAUGUCUUAUUUUAGUCCAUUUUUUUUGUAAUUUACAAUUGUUUGCUAAUCUCUAACAAAAACAUAGAACUACUAUUUAAUUAAAUAAAUCACUUUCCACUUGAGAACUCUCUGUAUUAAACUAUCUAGUAUACACUGGAGCAUCUCAUAAUUAUAAUUAGUCAAUAAAUAGAUAGUUAAAAAGUACAUAUUAUUUUUUUUUCAACUAUGUCCAAUGAAAGUUAAGUGUAAAUAUAUGACUUUUAGUUUAAGACAUUUUAUAAUUCUGACUAGUUUUCAUUUAUGUGAAGUUUAAUUAUUUAACUACUUAAGCAAAUAAUAUGUUGAAUUACCUCUUUACAACAUAUCAUCAUAUUAUUUUGUUCAGGUGAUCUUCUAUUGACUUAAUUAUAAGUUGAUUACUUUUAAGUUGUUUUAUUACCAUUUAGUUUAGUAACUGUAUAUUUAUAAGAAACCAUGUUUAAUAAUGUUAUUUGAAAACUAAAUUAAAAUACUACUUCAGUAUUUUUGUAUUACAACCAAUAAAAUUGGUUUGAGUAAUAUAUUGGUUUAAUAAACCAAAUUUUCUAUCUAU